AUGGAUCUAACGGUAUUUUAUGUCUCUCCUUGGAUGAUGUUAGGACUCAUUUUGGGCACCGUGUACUUCGUGCUGGUGUUAUUGGGCUACGAAAAUCGUAAUGAGAAUAAAACGAGGAAAAAAUCAGAGGACGUUUUAACGUCAUCGACAAGAACCCCCAGAGAUGUCACUGGGCAGAAAAAAGUGCAAACCGCAGAAGAGAAACCUGGUUUUGUCGUGCAGCGAAAAGAAUCAGAUGAGCACAAAUCAGGCGCAAGAAAGCAAAUUGACGAAACCUCCUGUUCUUAUCAAAGAUCCUCUCCUUAUCAAACCACAACCGCAUUCGAGGCAAGAAAGUCGAAAGUCGCACCUGUUGACAAUGAGAAAGGAAAAGAAUUACAAGUUGAAAAUAGUCUUGAGGCUUCGAAGAUUGAAGACAUUUUGCAAAGUCAAGAUGCUCUGUACUUGCAAGAGUUCAAUGUUCCUGAAGGAUUCAUCACCCAGAGACUGCGUAUCCGAGCGAGUUCCCAUGGUAGCGAUCAUUCCAGGGAAGAUUCUGAAGAAACUAUGGAAAAAACUGACGGUUUGGAGUCAUCGACAGAUAAAGAAACCGAAUUAUGUGAGAUUGUAUCGGAGACAGUUUCUAAUUCGGUUAGUUCAGCCCAUGUAGGACAAAUUUUUAAUGAUACUGUUGUACCUGACAUUAAUGGGCAACCAACCGAAUCGAACAAUGCCAUGGAAUCCACAGCUAUAAAGGAAUCAGGUAUAUUUGGGGACUUUGCAGAUCUCAUGGUCACCAAGGCUAAGGAGAGUGCAUUUCAUAAAAUUGAUCUUGAAUCAAAAGCAAACAUUUAUGCAGAUGAAAUUUCCUCUCGGAUUGUCUCUGAUGCUAUUGGGCAAUUUGCUAACAGUUCUCUUUCUGGUCCUGAAGACUUUGAUACCUCAGAGGUUCAGGAAUUGCAUAGUUUUGCUGAAAAUGUUGUUAAAUCAUUAAUGGACGGUGCUUCUGAUAAUGUAUCUUUAUUCAAAGAUGUUGUGGCAUUUGCCCAAGACGUGAGUGAACAAGUUAUUCUCGAAGGAAUAGAACAAUAUACCACAACAGAAAAGUUAGAGCAAGGGAGAAGGCAGAAGAUAUCUCUCAGUGAAAUGAAAUUAUUCAGUGAAGGCAUUGUAAGUGAAGUUGUGUCAGAAGGAAUUGAAGAAGCCAUCAGAGAAGGCGAAAAUGUUAAAGAAAAUAAUUUUGCCAGUAACAGCAUAGUUGAACCAGGGCAUGCUGACUUAGCGGAUCAAACAGUGACUGUUUCAAGCGCAAUACAGCCUCAAAUCUGUGGCAUUGUUGAAAAUUUGGUAAAUGGUGCAAUAUACGAAGCUUUAUUACGAGCAAAAGCACAAUGCAGUGAGAAAUCAUUAGAGGAUUCUAAACUUGAGGGGUGUGCGCAGGAAAUUCUGGAAUCUCAGGUCAAUGAUACAGUGCAAGAAUUAAUCGUUUCUGCAUUGCACCAGGCUGUUGACUUAAAAGAACUGGAAAGUCAAGAAGGAGAUGAACCUAAUCGGGAAGACACAAGUGAGCUCAAAUCACAAAUGGAAACAUUUGUAGAUGACACUUUGAAUGCAGCAGUCACUGAGGCUGCCGGGAAAGUUCAAAUUGAACAGUAUGUUUCUGAUCAGGAGGGAAAAGUGUUAAAUGGUCAUAUAGAUCUUACUCUUGAAAAAGAUGUACACCAGCAAUCUGAUAAUGUUCGUCAAAUUUCUGUCAAAUUAGCUGAUGAUGAUGAAAAAACCAAUGAAACAGAGCAUCAAGGAGUUGAUUUAGUGCCAUCAAGCGAAUGUAUGAAUGGGAAAGAGUUGAAUUCAAGAGAAACAGAAACCAACGAACAAAAUGAUUAUUGGAGGAGAAGUUUGAUAAUGGAUUUGGAAGAUAAUGAAGAAUUUGACGAGAGCUUUGAAAGUGAAAAAUCUCGACCAAUCACAGAGAAGGAAACAGUUUCUGACGAAGAUGCAAGUGAAGAAUUUAUUGACUCCUCAGAAGAUGAAGUGAUCGAUCAUGCAGAGGAUGCGAAGUUGGGUGCUGUUGGUGGGUCAAGUACUGCAAAGUAUAAAGGCGGCGACAGUGAUGUUGAUGACAUCUUUGAAGAUGAGUUAGAUGAUGAUGAUGAUGAUGAUGACAAUGAGGAAGAUCUGCUCUUUGCUGGACAGACAAUGGUGGAUGGGCUAUGUGUGAGCAAACCUAAAGAAAAGAGGAGAAGUAGGAAGAAAUCAAAAUCCCUCCCUAGAGCAAGAAUACAGUCAGGUUGGUACUUGGGGGGAGGGGGAGGGGAAGGAAGGAAACCUUUCUUCCCCACACCCUCCCUGCUCUUUCAAUAUAUAUUCAAACCCAGUUAUUACACAAGAGGCCAUUCAAUUGCUCAAGGCCACCUGUAGACGAUUUAUCUGAGCACAUGGCAGAUAAACAACUGUCACGGAAGAAUUAAUAUAAAAGUCACUGCAAAUAACAGUCCUAUUCAAGACUACGUUCACCUAGACGAUCAUACUCAGUUUACUUAGUAACAUAAUGUUAUGUGAAUAAUUCCUUUUGUGGUUGAGGGUGAUUUGUCUGAUAAUGAGAGGGUCAUUUAUUUGUUCAAAAGGCUUAUUCAAAAAGUUCUUUGAAUGAGUGAAUGAAUUGUGUGCAAUUGUAUGUGACCAUAUAAUUAUGUACUACAGUAAAAACCCACAUAUAAGAACCUAGUGAUUUAAGAACCUACAGGCUGGAAUUUGGCAUUUAAAUACCCAAAAAUAAAAGAACCUUUUCAGCCUGGCAAAGAAAAAUAGAUUUUUAUACAAAAAUAAUCACUUCAAUUUUGAUGGUCAAAAUUCUUGAUUUUAAUUUUGUGGGAAACUUUUGACAAAAGGUUAUUGUGUAUAUGUUUUUUUUUUAUUUACAUUUGUUUGGAUUUUCACUAGAAGUAUGUUUUCCAUAAAGCUACCAUACAAUAUAGACUAUUCAAUAUCUUAAUAUCUUAUUUUAAAAAAUAUAGAAACAUAUUGAUGUUCUUCUUGGACCUUGAUUGUUUGCCAUUAUGUAUUAGUAGUACAAUAUUUCUGCCAAUGGUUACGCUAUGACAACCUCUGAAAAAUAAGAACCUUUUAAGAACCUAAUCAGCCUGAAAUUGUGAAAAACUACCCUAAAAUAUAAGAACCUGUUCAGCCUGAGGUCAAAAAUUCUAGGUUCUUAUAUGUGGGUUUUUACUGUACUGUCUUGGCAACAAGAUUGCAUUGAAACUAUGAUAGUUUUUCUCAGCCAGGCAUAAUGCCAUUAUAGAAGCCAGCUGUUUGCAUCCUCAUUUUUAAAUUAUCUGAUUGUGUGGGGAAGAGUUCUAUGGUAUCCUUGAAAACCACCAAAUAAUUAGGUGCACAAAAAGUAUGUGCAUGUAACUGUUUAGCACUUUACAGUAAAUAUUUCAAAGGUGAAAAUCAUCUACUGCACUCAAAAAUUAGAAUAAAGAUGUUUUUUGAGACUUCUAGCUGAUGAUUUGGUGGUAGCUGUAUAAAAUGGUUGCUAUUUUUUGGAGGGACGUGUAUAAUUUUUUAGCAGGUGCCGAACAAAGAGUGUCAAACACUCAGUUUGGACAAUCACCAGCUCUUGCUAGUAAUUUUCCCAUUUUCUUGUUUCUUGGGCUACUGAUGAAAAGUGGACCUUAAGUGCAGAUCAGUUUCAAACAAAACACUAAUAAUGUCCUGUAAGUAUAGAAGAAGAGAAUAAAUCCAUUGAAUGUCGAUCAGACUUCAGAAGAUAUCCAUUCGUUUAAUGCCACAGUUCUGUUUCAUAUGGUCAAAAGAUGACCACACUCAUCAGGUAAUUUUAACGAAUGACCCAUACAUUUCAACACUAGCGGCUGCAUUUCAAUAUGGAGCUGAUAUUGUAAUCAUUGUAAAACUAAGAAGCACUUUGAGAAUGAUGGCACUAUAAAAUGUUUUUGAUCAUUAUGUUCAUCUCAGUCAAAUUGAAUGUUGUCAAUUUUUUUUUUUUUCCAGCUGGUUCACACUACAACCAGGCUGUUGUGCUUGACAACGGAUCUGCAAUCAUUAAACUAGGCAUAGCUGGGGACAGGAAGCCCAGAGUCGUACAACCAGCUUUGUACGGAAUCCCCAAGCGAUACUCAUUACAAAUGGCUGGUAUGGACAAUAGGAAGGAUCGGACAUAUGGAGAUGGUGCAGCAAUGAGGGCAGGAGUUAUGCAGCUAGGUAAUUCUUUACACCCCAAUAUCAACGUAGAAAUUCUCCAGACUGAUUCUCAUGUAUUUCUUUAAAGAAUUGUUUGAGAGGAUUUGAAAGGAGAUCAAGAAAGUAGAUUUUUUACUUUGGUGAUCAUUUUAUUAACUUUCAUAACCUUUUUGUUUGAUGAUGUAAUUUUACAGAAAACUAUUCUGAUCUGCUUCCCAAGAGCUUUUACAUAUGGAAGAUCUAACCCUUAAUAUUAGCAAUCAUAAUUAUUCUCCACACUGAUCUACAUACAUUUCCUGUGGCUAUGAUGAGGAGAAUUGGUUUUACAAUCAGGAGCUUUUCUAUCUUGUUAAUCACCUCCUAGCAAGCAUUUCCAUUUGUUUUUGGAGCAAAGAAAGACUGAGGAACGGGAUUUUCGGUUUUUUCCAAGCAAGAAAUGGAACGAGAUCCAAAAAAUGAAAGAGGGGCGAGGGGAAGUAAACCUUUCUCCCCCCCCCGCCUCCCUGCCCACUCUUUUACUCACACCAUUUUCCACGCGGUCUUUGACUCUCAUUCCUCGUUCUUCACUCUGAAGCCACUCAGAAACACUUGCUAUGCGGGCUAGGUGAAACUGGAUGUUAGUUACUAAUGGGAGUUAAAGAGUUAGCGGUUGUAGAAUCACAGCUGUCAUUAAGGGCUAGGAGCAAGGACUUCCCCCAGCUUCUACCAAUGUGAAUACUGGCUACUUUCAUCGAUGAACAGAAGAAAAUUAGAACCAAAAGAAAUCCCUAGCUCUUUGAUUUCCCAUGUACAGGUUGUAUUUAUAGUGAUGACUUGGAAUAUUAGUGACAACCCUGAACAAUGAAGAGGGCAAAAGGUAUAUUUUAAAAGUUGGUCUAACUUUUGAGUCUGUUAAAGAAGACCAUGAAACAAGAAAUAAUUUGAAAUUUUGAUGUUUAUAGAGUACCCAAUGAGCGGUGUCUUCCUUGACAACUGGGCUGAUGUGGAAGACAUCUGGGAAUACAUGCUUUACAGUGAAUUAGGAAUUGAGGAAGGAAAUCAUCCUGUACUGGUCACAGAAGUUGCCAACACAUCCAGAAGGGAUAGAGAGAAAAUGGCUGAGGUUUGUUGCAUUGCACCUUUAUGCGGUGGGGAGGUUUGUGGGCCUUGGUGAUCCUGAAGGCUAUACCAGUUGGGGCCUCAGUUGACUUACACUUGAGGGUUACUUCAAAUUUUUCUACCUUUCCCUGCUUGUUGUUGAAGUUUAUUAAAUGAAGAUGCAUAUUUUCCCUAGUCCAUGGGGGAAAGGGACUAAGUCAAGUACUUUUAAGCUCAAGGUCAUAUGGUUAAAAAAAAGGCCAUACUUGAGACUGUUCUUUAUUUAUUUAUUUUUUUUUUUGACAAAAAUUAUCACUUUGGCACGUGGCCCUUAAAUUAAUACAAUAACUUUUUUUUAAGAUUACCAACAUGACCAACGUAACGUCAAGUUAUACAUGACAUUAUACAAACAGAUAAGUUGAAAGCAAAUAGGCUUGGCUCAUCUAAAAAGAAAGAUGGAAGAGGAGUGAAAAUGAUUAAAGAGAGGUGUGUGGAUGGUGGAUGAUUUGGCUGGAGAAAGGAGUAACAUUGUUAUGAAAUCACUGAUUUUGAGGUUACAGAUUUUAUUUUCAUUUUUUAUAUAUAUUUUUUUUUCUUUUUUAACAGGUUCUAUUUGAGCACCUCAGCGUUCCAGCAAUGUAUCUUGCCAAUCAACUGGUCCUCUCGCUGUAUGCAUCUGGUUUAACACAAGGCCUCUGUUUGUCUUCUGGAUCUUCUGUAACACAGGCUGCGGCGAUUUAUGAAGGACAUAUUUUAGCAUAUACUGUGCAAGAACUUGACAUUGGUGGAAAAUUGCUAACUGAUAAUCUGCAAAAGCUUCUGAGGGAGAAUAAAGGCCAUAUCUUCAAUUCGUCAUCUGGAUGGCAGAUUGUAAAUAACAUGAAAGAGAGCAUGGCAUAUGUUUCACAAGGUAAGUAAAAAGAAAGGUAAAGGCGCACACGAGCCAAAGCCCCAAACGGCCGGAGCUUAACCCGAUUUCCUUAGCACGAAGCAAGCCUAGGAGUAUUACUACUCCCCCCUGGUCAGGAUGCUAGUCCAUCACAGGGUUACCCCCUAGCAGUAUGUCGUUGGUACCCAUUUAUAUACCCUGGUAACCUGCGAGUAAGCUCUCCUAUUUGGGCGAGCGAAGCGAGCCGCGCAAGAACACGCAAAUGGAGAGCUUGCUGGCAGGCUAACACAGGGGUGAAGAGAGACAAAGUGGAGUAAAGUUCCUUGUCUAAGGAAACAACGCGACGGGCGAGGCUUGAACCCCGGACCUCCUAGUCCGGAGUUCGAGGUGUUGACCGCUCGGCCACACACGCCUCCAGCAGAAGAUAGAGAGCAGAAACACAUCGUAGAAUUUCGUUUAAUGACUCAAAAGUUAGAACCACCGCACAAUUAAGGGCUUACAAAACUCCACAAUUCACUUCGGAAGCAAAAAAGUCUAAUCCUUAUUUCUCUGUUACAGAUUAUUCUUCCGAGAUGAAACAGUUUAAAACCAGUGACGCGCUAACUCAGUUUUACAGCCUCCCAGAUGGUCAGACAGUGGACAUCAGCAGCGAAAUGAUCACCACUCCGGAACCUUUAUUCAAUCCAGAGACUCUCCUUGGUGCAGACGACACUAUCGCUUCUCAGCUUCCCAUCCACAAGUUGGUGAACAACGCGUUUGGAAGGUAUACACCGUUUAUACUUAUUUUGUUUUUAAUGAGCCUUGUAUCUCAUCUUUUAUUUCAUCUUUACCUUUCCCGGGUAUCUUACCAACCAGUUUAAUGACCAACUACCAGUAUGCUUUCUAGCUCAAUUUGUUAGAGCGCUGCACAGGUAUCGCAGAUGUCAGGGUUCGAAUCUUUUUCAGGCUCUCUUUUCGCAAGAUCAGAAUUUGAAUUCUCAUUUGUUGCCCCUAUUCAUUUCCUACAGAAGUAGUGGGGAGGAGUUGAUAAAAUAACAAGAAAAUUCAUCUUGAGUGAUCAUGUCCAUAAUUCUCAUGACUACUCUGUUUUACAAAGCAUUGAUAUUACAAGGAGAAAUUUGACGCUGAUCACUCUUAGGGCUUAAAGGGUUAACUUUGAUGAUCUACUUUGCAUGUAUUCCUUUUAUUUCUAAUACGCCAAAUUUUUUUGACAAUGACAUAAAGCUUAGUUAAUGCCCCACAAAAAAAAUAAAACAGGAAAACAAACAAAUGGGUAAAGAGGUCCCUUGCCAAGACGAUAUAUCGUACCAAAUCGCGCACAACGAAAUUGCUGCGUGUAUCCACCUCCAAAUGUACUCUGUACCUGUACUUUAGUUCCGCUUCGUAGCGAGCGAUGAAACGUGCAGCUUUCCACAUCUCGCUUACACGACAUUUUCAUUCGUGAGCUUAAGCCGCGAGCACGUUGACGUAUAGUAAUCGGAACUCCUGUUGGAUGACGUUAUCGAGUUAAACCACUGAAAGAUAGGAGAGAUCAACUUCCGGUGGUUAUAUUUGACGUACGGGACGUGGAAGUUCUCGUUUUUAGUGAGAUUACGCAAGAGGACGGCAAAAUGUUCGUGUGUGACAGACGUGAUAGGGCUAUCACUUGCGUGUUUUGUCGUGAUCUUCACUUAACAUUAACGUUUUCUAGUCUUUUACAAAAAGAUCUCUAUAAAGGAAAGUGAAAUUAUUUCAAACAAAAUUAUUGUCACGCUUGUCACUCAAGGUUUGCCGUCUUCUUGCCUCUCCCAUCCUGUUCCGUAAGUUCACUAUCAGCAAAGCAAUAACUCUGCACUUGUGUUUUAAAUUUUACUCAAAUCAUUAGUUCAGAAUUCCUGAACUUGCCUUACAAUACCCGCAACUGAAACUGCCGCUUAUGACUCCCCCCCCCCCCCCCCCCCCCCCCCCCCCUUUGGAAUGGGGGGGGGGGGGGUCUGUUUAAAAACCCCCUUUCAACCCCCCCCCCCUUCUUUUUCCUAAUAUUUUUUGGCAACCCCCGCCCCAGCGCCAAAAAAAAAUUUUUUAAAACAAAAAAAAAUAACCCCUGUGGUGCCUUGUUUUAUGCACAAACCCCCCCUUUUUCUUAAAAUUACCAAUCCGAAAACAAAAACCCUCCCCAUUUGUUUUUUAAUUUUUCCAAAAAAUUUGUCUCAAAAUUCCCAACUUUCCCUACCAAAACCCCCCACCCAAACCCCCCCUUUAUCCCCCCCCCCCCCCCCCCCCACCUUCCCCUCCCCUUUGGAAUAGGGGAGGGGAUGGUCUCGUUAAAACAUCCCAUUCAACACUGCCCAACUUUCUUAUCCAUGAAUUUGUUGAGCACACUGCGCAGCAUGGCACAAUCAAGUUUUUGUAACUCAGAAAAGUACUACACGUAUGGUCCUGUCUUUGAAUGCAUAACCCCCGCUGAACACAUCGGUUGAUUUGUCUUUCGUGUUUCACAGAUGUGCUCCCGAUUUACGAGACAUCAUCCAUCGCAAUGUCGUUCUAUCUGGUGGAACGACCCUCACGAAGGGACUGGUUCCAAGGCUGGAACACGAGCUCAGCAAAAUCAAUCCAAAGAUACGCUCACUUAGUGCGCCUGAAAACAGAAUGUAUUCACCAUGGAUCGGGGGCUCAAUUCUGGGCUCCUUGUCAACGAUGGAUAACAUGUACGCUACGAUUGAUGAAUAUGCAGACUACGGGGGGAGAAUUAUAAAUCAGAAAUGUUUUUAAGGUGGACGAUUGUUGUUUAAUGAAUAAUUUUUUAACGAAAAAUCUAGGAGUAUGUGCACGUUCUCAUCGUAUGCACCUAAUUCCAGAAUGUUGUCAAAAUUCAACCUCGUUUCCAGGGUUCUAUACUACCCGUCUCUCGCGCGCCAUAGGAACGAGCAGGAGAGAACCCUGGGAACGAGGCUUGGCCAAAUUCAAUUUUCUUUUAAUUAGUCGUCUUUGCCUCGGUUGCAAAACCUUCUGCAGAAUUCAAAAGAACCUUUGCGUUGAAACGAGACGUCGAAGAAAAAAUAUAGCUAGAUUUACCACUAUUUUGGAUAAUGGUGUUUACGUUGGCGUGCACCUAAACGAUUAAGGGUCAUUAAGGAAGUCUGGGUUGCCGCGGUCAGGGAAUAGUUAAGGAAAUGCGUUUAAGUUGGGGAAAAUCUUAGUUACCGGCAAAUCAAGUGAAAAGGGGAGGGGUAGGUGGGUAGUUUCCCAGAAACGUAUAACACUAACAUGUCGUGAAAAACAGAGAGAUUGAAAAUAAAAGGGAAUAUUUAUGGCCUGGAAAAGAACUGAGAAAGGUCAAGUUUCUAAGUAAAUCCUGUACAGGUCAAGGAUUUGUUUUCAUUCCAGGGUGUGGCAAACCCGCCUAUACAAAUAUAAAUACAUUAAUAUAAGAAUUACUUGAAAAUAUCGCAUUACAAUUACGUAUUAAUCCCAGACAAAAGAUGGGAAAUGAAACACAUUUUAAACUAUGACUUCAGCUGUUAUUUUAGUUUAGUAGCUUCAGGCUCGUGGAAUUUUCCUGAAGUUAAUAUAUCGGUCAAAUCGAAGCUUCAGCAUCACCCUGGACAACCCCCUGGAGCUUUAUAAUUUUUGGAAAACUAGUGUUGAAAUUCCCCCCUCCCCGGGCCAAAAAGCCGUUCAAAUACGCCAUUACCAACUUCUUCCCCAGGGCUUUUCCCUUGGCCCCGCCCAUUUUUAAAGGGAAAAGCCCUGGGGACGAGGUUGGCCAUUACGGGUCCAUUUUAGGAGACGCUGGGGAUUCUAACUCAGUGCCGGAUCCAGACCUUGAGUUAAGGGGGGGCGGUCAUCCAGACCCUUAGAUAAAGGGGGGGGCCGGUCUUCCAAAAAAUUUUUUUCAGCCUUUCGGGCCUCGUUUGGUCUAACAAGGGGGGACCCGGGCCCCUCCCCUGGAUCCGCCACUGUUUUCCCACCCUUAUGCAUAGGAAUCAAAUUCCCCACCUCCCAGAAGACUAUGAUUGUCAAAUUCCCUUCACUGGGGAAGUCAAAGGUGUCAAUUCCCUGGCGUAAACCGGGAGAUCGUGGUGCUGAAGCUUCCGCAGUUUGACCGAUACUCCAGUAAGUCGAGAGAAAAGAUGCAAUUUCUAGAUUUCCUGAUUGGUUCCUAUGGUUGAAGUUAUUGACAUCCGCGGUGAAUUACGUCUGGUGAACACGAGCUUUCGCCUACAACCGACACCCAUAUUAUGUUGUAUUGUCAUAUGGAACCCCUGCGUUAUAUGAAACAGAAACAUUGCAGUGAGUUUUAGCCAUAUUCUAGCAUAUCACCCACCUAUUUGGAGGAGGGAGGCUGCCACCGUGAACUCCCUGACCCACCCCGGCCGGAGCACGUAGACUUGUUCCCACCCGUUCCAUUUGUUCGGAGAAGAAAUCUUUGAAAACGAAUUGCGUCAAGGGAAAGCCGAAGGACCUUCCCAGCUCCCCUUGCAAUCAUCAUCUUGACACAACUGGCCCUUGUUUUUCAAAAUGAGUGUCAAUUCGAAGUCUUGGUUAGGAAGACAUUGCCUUUUCUCGUGCAAGUAAAACUGAUUUUCACAUGGAAGGUAUCACUCGAACUUGUUUUGCAAAUGAAGUUGAGAAUGACCCAUUUCUAUCCAGCCUUUUGUCGUUUUUUUUUUUUUUUUAACUGGGAACGACUCUGUCUUGGAUGUGCUCGGAAACAUGACGUGCUUAUUUUUUGGAGGGUCCAUGUGGCAGCUCCCAUUAGCAUUUUUAUAAGUAGUAUAAUGCUUGUUUGUACAAUGAAUACAAGUAUUUUUAGUAUUUUUUUUUAAAUAACUUGUUUCUUUCUCGUCGUCAAACAACGAGAU
Messenger RNA from Porites evermanni, 10992 nucleotides. Lineage: Eukaryota; Metazoa; Cnidaria; Anthozoa; Scleractinia; Poritidae. The record is from the annotation of a GenBank genome assembly.